This is a messenger RNA of Vigna umbellata (rice bean), 3637 nucleotides long. Its product is annotated as cuscuta receptor 1-like. Gene Ontology annotation, molecular function: protein binding. The record is from RefSeq and is a predicted model, not a curated record. NCBI's taxonomy places the organism in Eukaryota, Viridiplantae, Streptophyta, Magnoliopsida, Fabales, Fabaceae.
UUGUUAUAAAAUAUGAAGACGAAAAUGAAGAAUGUUGGCGUGACUAUAUUGAUUUUUGUUCUGAUGGAAGUGAUAUGGUGUGAAGGGUGUUGGACGGAAGAGCGAGAAGCUCUUUGGGGUCUAAAUCCCCGUUUUGGCUUCCUUUUGUCCUUGCGGUGGGAAGGAACAGAUUGUUGUGACUGGGAAGGAGUGGAGUGCAACUCCUCCACAGGGAGAGUGGCCAAACUUGAUCUUCAAAGCCUGUGGAAUGCUAUUCCUUCAGGUGGAGGUUGGUAUUUAAGUUACGCCGAUCUUGUUGUCUUCAAAGAAUUGAAGAGUCUCAACUUAAGGGGUAUUUAUGGGAUAUUAGACUGUGCGGACAGUGAAGGGUUGAAAAAUCUGGAAGUCCUUGACUUGAGUGAGAAUGGUAUGAGUGUCAGCGACAUUCUAGUUUGUUUGAAUGGCCUUCCAUCUCUUAAGGCUCUAUAUCUAUCAUCCAACGGCUUCGAUCCAACGUACAACGGGUUCAAUACAACAUUCAACGUUUUUGAAACUCUGCCAUCAAAGUUGCUUAGAUUAGAAAUCCUUGACGUAAGUGAGAACUCUUUGACUAAUGAAAUGUUGCCAUCUCUCGGCGGAUUCACAUCUCUGAAGGAACUCUAUUUGUCUCACAAUGAAUUGGACUCAGAUAUGCAUAUUCAAGGUUUAUGCUCUAUGUUGAAGAAUCUUGAGGUCCUUGACUUGUCUGGCAACAACUUCAAUGACAGUGAUAUUGCAUAUGCUCUUAGUCAACUUUCUUCUCUCAAGUCUUUAAAUUUAGGAUACAGUGAAUUGACUCCAAGAUCAAUUCUUAAUAUAUCAAAGAUUAGGUCUCUGGAGAUUCUUGACAUAGCGGGAAACAGUUUCUCCAAUGAAUUUCUUUCAUCUCUAAGUGGGCUUCCACGUCUCAAAUCCCUUGAUUUAAGCAGCAAUCAAUUAAGAGGAUCGCUCGAUACAAGUGGAUUAUUGGCUUUAACCAGUUUGGAGAUUCUUGAUCUAAGUGAUAACAAAAUUAACAGUUUUGUUGUCCAUCAAGUUUCAGGCUCAAAAGGUCUAAGAAAAUUGGAAGCCCUUCGUUUAGAUAACAAUAUGAUAAAUGGAAGCAGACUGAGGGAAUCACUACAAUCUUUCUCAUCUAUUAGAGUGUUUUCUAUGAAAAGUAAUGAGAUUACCGGAACAAUUACUGCUGGAGAUUUUCGUGAUUUAAAAAACCUUGAACACUUGGCACUGGACUCUAAUUCUGACCUUGACAAUGAGUUUUUCAAAAGUAUUGGGGAAUUGACUUCUUUGAAAAAUUUAUCUGCUUCUACUUGUAAAAUUAAUGGCACCCUCCCUUCAGCUGAUUGGUUUAAGCUCAAGAAACUUGAAGAGUUAGAUCUAAGCCAAAAUUUAUUUGUGGGAUCGCUUCCUUCAUCUUUCUUAAACAUGACAUCUCUUCGAAAGUUGGAACUUUCACAAAAUCAAUUCAGCGGACAACUUGAUUCAAACAUUGCUAGUCUUACAUCACUUGAAUAUUUUGGUUUUACAGAAAACCAAUUUGAAGUUCCUCUUUCUUUUACACCAUUUGCCAAUCUUUCAAACCUUAAGUUCAUAUAUGGUGAAGGGAACAAAGUCAUUUUGGACUUACAACCUAGUAUGCAAACUUGGAUUCCUAAAUUUCAAUUACAAGUGCUUAAUUUGCCUUCGACAACUGAGAAUGAUUCUCUUCCGCUCCCCAGGUUUCUUCUACAUCAAAGAAACUUGACUAGAUUAGAUCUCAGUAGUUGUAGAUUGGAAGGAGUGUUUCCAAACUGGUUGUUUGAAAACAACACAAAAUUGACCGAGCUUCUUGUUAGAAAUUGCUCUUUCACAGGUGUUCUGCGGUUACCAGCACAUCCCCUUACUAACAUGAGGAGAAUUGAUGUAUCUGACAAUAACAUAACCGGCCAAAUCCCCAAUAACAAUAUUAGUUCAAUUUUACCAAAUUUGCAGUUUCUAAACCUCUCUAGAAACCUCAUCCAAGGUUCAAUUCCUAUUGAGUUUGGGCAAAUGAGCUUAAUGGAUACUUUGGAUCUCUCAGAUAAUCUUUUAUCAGGAGAGAUUCCCAAGAACAUAUCCGGAGCUGGGUCACUUCUCAAAUACUUGAAACUUUCACACAAUGAGCUAGAUGGACCUAUAUUUCCAUCUUUGAAAUACUUGGAACAGUUGUAUUUAGAUGACAAUAGCCUUUAUGGAAGCAUACCAAGUAACUUUUUUAACUCAUCUCUCCAACGGUUGGAUCUGAGCUAUAAUAAUUUAGUGGGGAAACUAUCAAGUGCGAUAGGAAAUUUGUCAAAUUUGAAGACGCUUUCAUUGUCCAACAAUAAUCUUGAAGGGUCUAUUCCGACAAAUCUAGUGGAACUUGAAUAUCUAUCGUAUCUAGAUCUCUCAAACAACAAUUUGACGGGUUAUGUGCCAUCUUUUAUUAAUGGCUCAGUGAAUUAUAUCCAUUUGAGCAACAACAAGUUAAGUGGUUUAUCCAAAAGAAUGUUCAGCGAAACAUCUUUCUUAGUGAUGCUAGACCUUGGUUACAAUGAAAUAACUGGUAGCAUUCAACAUAUGAUACAAGAUCUUGCUUAUACAAGGUUGAACAUACUCAUUUUGAAAGGUAACCGCUUUACAGGGCAUUUACCAGAGCAGCUAUGCCAAUUGGAAGAUUUGAGUAUAUUAGAUCUUUCUUAUAACAACUUCUUUGGUCCAAUACCCAAUUGCUUGGGUAAAAUGCCUUUUGUGAAUGAUGACCCUGACUCAUAUGAAGGCGUUGUUCGUAUGAAGAAUAGCAGUUGGUUUGAUCAAAUACCCAAUAUAAAAGAGAAAGCAAACUUCACUACGAAGAAAAGAUCCUACACAUAUACAGCAAGCAUCCUUGCUUAUAUGUCCGGAAUUGAUUUAUCCAAAAAUAAACUAAACGGAAGUAUUCCAUAUGAGCUUGGAAACUUGACAAGCCUUCGAGCAUUGAACUUGUCUCACAAUGAUUUGAUUGGAAAAAUUCCAACUACAUUCUCUAAUUUAGUACAAGUAGAGAGUUUGGAUCUUUCUUUCAACAUGUUGAGUGGUCAAAUUCCUCAUCAACUAAAUCAGUUGAAUUCUCUUGCUGUAUUUAGUGUUGCACAUAACAACUUAUCAGGCGAUACACCCGAGCAAAAAGGCCAAUUUAUUACCUUUGAUGAAAGUAGCUAUGAAGGAAAUUCUCUUCUUUGUGGACCUCCAUUGCUAAAAAGUUGUCAUCCUUAUAAACAAUCACCAACAAUUUCUACAAAUGAAGAAAACAAUGACAGUCCGAUUGACAUGCUUGCUUUUGGUGUAAGUUUUGUUGUGGCAUACACAUCGGUAUUGCUAGUAAUUGUUGCCACUCUCUACAUCAAUCCUUAUUGGAGACGAGCAUGGUUUUCCUAUAUGGAAUUUAUCUUCUUAACUUGUUAUUAUUUUAUGCAAGAUAGUUGGAGGAGGUUUUCAAAUUCUAGAAAUAUAAUAUAGUUUAUCUUUAUGCAUUGGAUUGUCUUGUUUCCUAAGAUUAAUUCAAUCAUAAGUUUAUUACAUAUGUAUGGAAUCAAAGUUUGUCUAUUGAGUAAAUAAUCACGUUGUUAUUCAAAGAUGUCCU